This is a messenger RNA of Tetrahymena thermophila SB210, 2310 nucleotides long. RefSeq lists its product as hypothetical. Lineage: Eukaryota; Ciliophora; Oligohymenophorea; Hymenostomatida; Tetrahymenidae. The record is from RefSeq and is a predicted model, not a curated record. The transcript is spliced from 2 exons.
AUGUUUUCUUUUAUUGAAGAUAGCUCGAUUUAUAAUACACCUCCUAAAUUCUAGGCUAAGGAUAAAUAAAAAAUAAGUAAAGUAUCUCCAGAUUGUGUUUCAUUUUGUGGAGACAGUGAUAAUAAAUUUAUUUUUGAUGUAGAUGAUUUUCAUAAAGAUGAUUUGGAAUAGUAUUAACAAAAAGAUUUUGAUUUUUAAAGCAAAAUACAAUAAGAUGUCGAUGAUAAAAUUAAAGGAAUACGCAAUAUUUUAGGUAAGUUAGGUACUAGUCUCGAUAGGCUCAGAGGUGAAGUAGAUAGUAUGAUACAUCCAGAUUUUAUGGCAAAAAAAAUAUUUAAUUAAUAGCUAAGUUCAAAUCUAUUUAAUGGAAAUAAUAAUGAAAACUAUGAGAAAGAAAAUCAAGAAUCUCAUAUUACUACAGCAGUGUAUCAUACUGUUCCAUUAAAUGUUUUAUUUGCAUAAAAAUAAAUAGAGAGAUCUUGCACAAAAAGUUGUUCUAAGAUAAAAUCCCAAAUUAAAAAAUACCAGAAUAAUUAAUAGCUGCAAUCAUAUAAGACUCUUUUAAAAGAAAUUACAUUUAAUGAAUCUAAUAAAAAGAUUUCAGAUGAAAAUUAGCUAUCUACUAAAGAAUAAUAUAAUAUUAAUGCAAGAAGAAAACUUGAUUUUGAUUUUUUAUCUGAUGAACAAUAUAGUGAAGUAGAAUCACCAAAAUCCUUAGAUGAAUCAGAAAUGGAAAAAAUAGAAAAUAAUUUCGCAUAAUAAAUGAAUGAAAAAGAAGAAUAAAAUAAUAAUUAAAAUCCAAGAAAAAUAUUUGUAAAAGAUAUUUCAAAAGAAAAUAAUUCUGAAACAAAAGAUUAGUUUAUUGGCUAACAAUAUUAGAUAAAUUAAAAACAAUAUUAUUCAGUUUUUGCUUUAGUAGAAAUGAGUAUGAGUGAUUCGGAAAUAGAAGAGGGAUUAAAAAAAGUUAGCCUCGCACACGAAGGCUAUAGUAUCCCUACAAGUGGAUUCAAAUAAGAUAUCGAAAAAUUUUAUGAUGACAUUCACACUAAUAUUGAAGAAUUAAAUCAAAAACUUAUUGGGUUAUUCAAGAAGAAAGAAGAUGAUUUAUGCAAUAUGUAUAAGAGAGAAAUGACUAAAGCAUAAAAGCGCUUAAGAGAAUUGUAAGAAUGCACAAGUGAGUAAGAACUCAACAAGAGAAAAAUAGAAAAAAAGGAAAAGCUCCAAAGAGAGCGCUAAAAAUUUUUGGAAACAAGCAUUUAUUUUUCAAAUUAAUGCAAGGAAUUUAAAAAUACUCUCACCAAGGUUGUUAACACAACUAAAGACUUGGAAGCAGAAAUUAAUUUUUUAAAUGAGCAAAUUGUUUUUGCAGAUAGACAUAACUAAAAGCUUUAAAAUGAGUUGGAAUAACUCAAAGAUGAAAUACAUAAGUUUGAUCCCAAUGCUAAGCUUGAUAAUUUGGAAGAUGUUUUGUCUCUACCUCCUAAGUAAAAAUUGUUUGGAGAAUAAGAUGAUUUUAAAAAUCAAAGUAGUAUUCAAUAGAAUAAUAAAUAAUCAUAAAAUAUUGCAAACAAUAAUAGCAUUUCUGUCAAUCAAAACAAUAAUAAUAAUUCAGUUUAGGGAAAUAAUUAAACAAGUAUUAUGACAAAUGAAUAAUAACAGUAGCAACUAUAAGGUAGUAUAAUGCUCUAAAAUAACACAGGUUUUAAUGCUAGCAGAAUCUAAGGAGUUGGUAAAUAUGUUUCACCAUACAGUAAAAGAUAAAUUAUGAAACCAGGUGGUAAUAUUGAUUAAACUGAUUUGGAAAAAGCAAAAUAAGAAUUAAAGAGAUAAAAAGAAAUUAAUGAAAAAUUAACAGAAUUUUUGAAUGAUCCAUGCUUUUAAGAAACAGAAUUUGAGAAAAUUUUUAUGGAGUGUGUACUAUCAGUAAAGCAAAAGAAAUUGUAACAAACUUAAGCUAAUAAGCUGCCUUAUGUUAAAAAUAAAGAUCAACCUAGUAAUCAAGACGUCACUAACCCUUCUGGCUUCAAGACUGCUGAUUCAACUCUUGACUUUACAACAAUUUCAGAGCUUGAUUUCAAUGAAUUUAACAAAAGACAAAUCUUGGAGGAGUUCUUAUCAAAAGAAGAAAUUAAAAAAUAUCUUUACACUUUAAUAUUCAGCAAUAAUAACAAUUCAAAUCCACCAACAUCUAAGAGCAAGCCAUAAUAAAAAGAAAAUUCAAGCAGAAAAGCUCCAUAAAAUAAGUAGUCAAACUAACCAAACAAUUUUGAAGAGGGAAAUAAUAUGCUUUUAGACGAAUUAAAGAAAUGA